Molecule: messenger RNA, 2139 nt
Organism: Otolemur garnettii (small-eared galago)
Lineage: Eukaryota; Metazoa; Chordata; Mammalia; Primates; Galagidae
Gene: FAM161A
Product: family with sequence similarity 161 member A
Exons: 7
Coding region: 1-2139 (712 amino acids)
Biological process (GO): cilium organization
Cellular component (GO): ciliary basal body; photoreceptor connecting cilium; cilium
Source: RefSeq, a predicted model, not a curated record
AUGGCUGCUUUGCACCAAGCAGCGAAGCUGGCGGCUUCCAAUUUCCACAUGCCGGUCAAUCCCAACAUCGGAGCGCGGGUCUCCCUGUACGAACCCAUAGACCCUUUACAGGCCUUGGCGGCGGCGGUGGACUCCUUGGAGGAGGAAGAAAAGGAAAAUGGGGUAGAGUCGGCUGGGAUGUCGGCUGAUUUUAACACCAACUUUUCUGGGGUGGAUGAACAUGCACCAAUAUGCUAUGAGGACUUUGUAAACUUUUCUGAUAUUUUACAAUCUAAUGAAGACUAUUUCAGGAAACUAGAAGAACUGAAGACUGCCCACAUACAAACUAUGGAAAAAUUAGAGAAAAUGUACCAGGAUAAAUUAAAUAUAAAGGUAUUUCAGCCAGUAAUCAUCAAGGAAAAUGGUCUUAGUAACUCUUCUAGAUCUGUAUCAGAAAAGAACGCCUAUCACCCCAUCUCGUUAAUGGCAUCGUAUUCUGAACCUGACUUAGGCCGUUCUUCUUCCUCAUAUAUAUCUUCCUCUGAAGAGGAAUUGCCCAGCCUAGAAAAAGAGUAUCCUGAGAAAAAUAGAGUGAUGACCUAUGCUAAGGAGCUUAUCAACAACAUGUGGACAAACUUUUGUGUUGAAGAUUAUAUUCACUGUAAAAAUAUUGACUUCCGACCAGCUGAAAAACCAAGGAAGAAAUCAAAACAGUGGGUGCCCACGAUUACAGUACCUGAGCCUUUUCAAAUGAUGAUUAGAGAACAGAAGAAAAAAGAAGAGGCCACGAAAUCUAAACCAGACAUUAAAAUGUUACAUAAACAGUUCAAAAACCAAGAGGAAGAUUCAGAGUGUAAAAAGAAAUUCCGAGCCAAUCCGGUUCCUGCAUCUGUCUUUCUCCCACUUUAUCAUGAGUUAGUCAAGCAAAAUGAAGAGCGGAGGAGGUUUCAGAAGGAGAAAAGCAAGGCAGCUCUUUUAGCCUCACAAAAGCCAUUUAAGUUUACUGCAAGGGAGGAAAAGAAGAGAGCAGCGCAAGAAAAGCAGCUGAGAGACUCUUUUAAGAAUAAAAAGAAAACAAAUCGAUUUAAAGCCAGACCUUUACCUCGAUCUAUUUAUAGUUCAAUUACUAAUGACAAGGUAAAAGAAGAAGAGGUCUAUGGAAGUAAUAGGACAUGGCUGAGAGCCCGAGAGCUUUCACGGAAUUUGUCCCCUGUCCUUUGUAGGUCAGCUUGUCAACUCAGGGAUCCUAAGAAUCUGGAACAGACUGUAAAAUCAAAGUGUAAAUGCAAGGAUAAGUGCCAGACUCCUGAUUUUGAAGACCUUCCUGAGAGAGAUCAGAAACUCCUCCCAGAACACAGAUAUUUGAGACUCUUAACAGUUGGUAAACCAUUUGAUCUUCAUGCAUCUUCACCUGACUCUAAUAAAAGAGAGAAAAUUUUGGCAGACAUUGAAGCAGAUGAAGAAAAUUUAAAAGAAACUCGUUGGCCUUAUUUGUCUCCAAGGCAAAAGUCACCAGUAAGAAGAACAAAUGCAAAGCUUUCCAGCUACAAUCCUCCAAUGCCCACAAUAUCUUCCAAAGGACGAGAGGAAGCCAUAAGGAGAGCACUUGAGGAAAAGAAAAUGUUGGAAGAAGAGAGAAAUCGGAUCCUAACUAAGCAGAAACAAAGAAUGAAAGAAUUGCAGAAACUCUUGACAAUCCGGGCUAAAGCUUAUGACUCACAUCAAAGUUUAGCUCAAGUGUCCAAAUCGCAAGUAAAAUAUCUCAGAAAAAGUGAAAAGGAAAGGAUGAAAGAGUAUCAACGAGAACUAGAAGAAAGAGAAGAAAAAUUAAAGCGCAGGCCACUACUGUUUGAAAGAGUCGCUCAGAAAAAUGCAAGAAUGGCAGCAGAAAAGCAUUAUUCUAACACCCUAAAAGCACUAGGAAUAUCUGAUGAGUUUGUUUCAGAGAAAGGCCAAACUGGAAAAGUAUUUGAGUACCUCAGCAAUCAAGAGACAAAAAGUUUCACUGAAGAUAAAGAAAGCUUUAAUGAAGAAGAAAAUACAGAAGAAAGAGAGAAUGAGGAAGAACAUUAUUUUGCUGAUACCAACAGCCAAGAUUCUUGCAAGGAAGAAGAUGAAGCUGACGAAGAAAGUGGAGAAGAGCAAUCAGUUGACGAAUAA